UAAAAAAUGACUUCACAAACAACAACAAAGACGACUUUUAGUGAUAAGCAGGAGCACAAAGAACACAGAGAUCACGAUCACAAUGAUAAGACUUCCUUGACAGUAUUCAACAGUAAAUCUCAACAGAAAAUUGCAUACGAUCAAAUGCUACCAGAAAAUGAGUCAAGUUUUAUGUUUCCUGUGCGAAAUUGGGAAAAACGUAUGGGUUUCAUCACACCUAUCCGAUGGACAAAUUUCAUAAGCAUAAGUUUAUUUCAUAUCAUUGUUACAACUUGGUUCUUUCACACGUUAAUAAUUUAUCCAGAAUUAUUCCAGUUCAAACAUGUAACAUUUGCUGUGCUAUGGGGCAUAGUAGCUGGGUUCGGAGUGACCGGUGGAGCACACCGCUUGUGGAGUCAUCGAGCAUAUAAAGCAAAAUGGCCUCUAAAAGUAAUUCUAGCAAUCUGCUAUGCAGCGGCAGGUCAAAAUAACAUAUACAACUGGGUGCGCGACCACCGAGUACACCACAAAUACUCGGAAACAACGGCGGACCCCCACGAUGCGAACCGUGGGUUCUUCUUCUCGCACGUGGGAUGGCUCAUGAUGAAGAAACACCCGGAAGUUCUGAAGCAGGGCGCCAAGAUUGACAUGUCUGACAUCACCAAGGAUCCCCUCAUACAGUUCCACAAUAGAUACUUCACGGUGCUCAAGUUAGUGUUUUGCUUCGCGCUACCCACAGUGGUCCCGGUGUGUUUCCUGGGAGCGGGCUGGUACUUCACCGUCAUGUCCCAGUGCGUGCGCUACAUGGUGACGCUUAACGCUACCUGGUCUGUCAACAGCUUCGCUCAUCUCUGGGGCAGCAAGCCAUACGACCGCACCAUAAUGCCGUCAGAAAACUGGGGUGUUUCGUUUAUGGCGUUAGGUGAAGGAUGGCAUAAUUAUCACCAUACCUUCCCCUGGGACUAUAAAGCAGCUGAGCUUCCCUACGCGACGAACCUUACCACUGUUCUACUCGACAUGUUUGCAGCUAUAGGAUGGGCGUAUGAUAUGAAGGUCACCCCCAAAGCAUUGAUCAAAGCAGUCAUAGAGAAUAAAGGAGAUAAACGGCAACAUCCGUAAUAUAAUUAAUUUGGUCGUAAAGCAUUUAUUUGUUAAACAGCAUGCAACUGUUCUAUUAAAUGAGUUUAAAACAUGGACGUCCAUGGUCUAAAAUCUAUUACAUACGCAUCAUUAUGACCUAGUAACGACCCAUUUUGAGUGCAUGUCUAAUCGAUUUUGAUUAAAUGUUUCGUAAAAAUAUGACCGGUGUCUAAUAAUAAAUACGACUGUUUACUAUUAUUAAAUGAAUAAAAUGUGAUAAGAUAAAGAUACUUUUUUUAAGCAUUUAACUGCUACAUGUUUAAAUGUAAUCUUUAGUUAUA
This is a messenger RNA of Chilo suppressalis (striped riceborer), 1400 nucleotides long. Lineage: Eukaryota; Metazoa; Arthropoda; Insecta; Lepidoptera; Crambidae. The record is from the annotation of a GenBank genome assembly.